GAAAGAAACUACAGGAGGGUACAGGACGAACAGAGAGCUGUAGAGGACUGUAAUGGGUUAUAUUCUUGACCUUUUGACCUCACACAGCAGAACAAAGACCAUAAAAACAGUGUAAAGUCUCCCUAAACAUUGAACUUCUUAUCUGUCACACGUCUUUAACUACAGUCUAACCCUGAAAGAGGAAACAAGCUCUGAGCUGCAGUUAGAGGCGGAGCAACACUGGAAAGAGGAGAGCUUUGUCACACUCCUGAAAUGAAACUUAAAGUUUGCCAGAGUUAAAGCAGAGCUGCAGCCGAGACCAGAGUCUGUGUUUCUGUCUGAAGAAAUAAUAAACUGAGAUUAUCAGCGACUGAGUCAAAUACUGUGUGUAGAUAUGGCUGCUGCCAGCAAUCUGCUGUCUGAGGAUCAGUUCCUGUGCUCCAUCUGUGUGGAUGUGUUCACUGAUCCAGUCAGCACACCAUGUGGACACAACUUCUGCAAAAACUGCAUCACUGCAAACUGGAAUAUUAAUUACAGGUGCCGGUGUCCGAUGUGUAAAGAGGCUUUUACCACAAGACCUGAUUUGAAGGUCAACACUUUUAUCUCUGAGAUGGUUGCUCAGUUCAGACAGUCAGCUCAACAGAAAGCCAGCAGCAGCAGCCCAGAGCAACAAGUGUCCAAACCAGGAGAAGUUCCCUGUGACGUCUGCACUGGAACCAAACUGAAGGCCCUGAAGUCCUGCCUGGUGUGUCUGGUCUCCUACUGUGAGACUCACCUGGAGCCUCAUCUGACUGUGUCAGGUCUGAAAAGACAUCAGCUGAUCAACCCUGUGAAGAACCUGGAAGACAGGAUGUGUACGAAGCACGAUAAACCUCUGGAGCUAUUCUGUAGGACCGACCAGGAAUGUGUCUGCACGCACUGUCCGGCUUUAGACCACAAGACACAUGAAGUUGCUCCUUUGAAAGAAGAAUAUGACGUAAAGAAGGCAGAGCUGGUGGAGACAGAGGCUGAAAUUCAGCAGAUAAUCCAGAAGAAACGACAGAAGAUUCAGGAGAUCAAACACUCAGUGAAGCUCAGUAAGGAAAAUGCGUACGUGGAGGUUGCAGAAGGGGUUCGGGUCUUCACUUCUCUGAAGGAGUCGGUUGAGAGAGGCCUGAACGAGCUCAUCAGUGGAAUCCAGAAGAGGCAAAGAAUAACCGAGAAACAGGCUGAAGCUUUCAUCAAAGAGCUGGAACGGGAAAUUUCUGAGCUGAAGAAGAGAAGCACUGAGGUGGACCAUCUCUCACACUCUGAAGACCACAUCCACCUGCUCCAAAGCUUCCCAUCCCUGAAGGAUGUUCCACCUACCAAGGACUGGACAGACGUCAGUAUCCCUCCAUUAUCAUAUGACGGGACUGUGGUGGUAGCAUUGGCUCAGCUGGAAGAGACACUCAGUAAGGCAAUGAAGAAACUGUUUGCUGAGACCGAGCUGAAGAGGCUCCAGAAGUGUGCAGUGGAUGUAACUCUUGAUCCUGAUACAGCAAAUCCUGAACUCAUCCUGUCUGCUGAUGCGAAGCAAGUGAAUCAUGGUGGCAGGAGAAAGAAUCUCCCAGACAACCCAGAGAGAUUUUCUCAUUAUAAUUUUGUCUUAGGAAAGCAGAGUUUCUCUUCAGGCAGAUUCUACUUUGAGGUUCAAGUUAAAAGAAAGCCCAAGUGGAAUUUAGGAGUGGUCAGAAAGUCCAUCAACAGGAAGGGAGAAAUCACAAUGAGACCCAAGGAGGGUUACUGGACCAUAUGGUUGAGAAAUGGAAAUGAGUACAAAGCUCUUGAUGACCCUCCAGUCCGUCUCUCUCUGCAGUCUCAGCCUCAGAAGGUGGGGGUGUUUGUGGAUUAUGAGGAGGGUCUGGUCUCCUUUUAUGACGUCGAUGCUGCAGCUCUUAUCUACUCCUUUACUGGCUGCUCCUUCACUGAGAAACUCUACCCAUUCUUCAGUCCCUGUAGGAAUGAUGGUGGUUUAAACUCUGCCCCAAUGAUCAUCUGUCCUGUCAGUCACACUGCUUGAUAUUGUUUAUCUUCAGCAAAUCAUUAAACAAUGAAACAUAGACCUGUGAAAUUAAUCUUAACAUUUUGAAUCAACCAUAUACCAGACAAAGGUUUCAUGCUACAAUAUUAGCAGAGCAGACAUAGUAAGCUGUCAGUUAUGGUAACAAAUGUACAUAUGAAGUAUUAAUGUACAGUGUAAACAUGCUUUCAUCUGAUAUGAUUGGUCGUUCUGUGCUUGAAUAUUUUCUCUCUCUGUGUCAAUAGCUUCAGGGUUGGAUCAUCAACAGAAAGAGUACCGUCACUGUUAAAAAGGUGGAUUUUUUUUAAUUGUAAGGCUUCUUUAAGAGAAAAUAUACAUGUGUUUGUUUAAUGGUUCUCUUCUACAGUUAAUGAAGUAGUGAUAAGUUCAUUUUGCUUUUAGGACAUAAAUUACUGUGUUACGGAUGCAAUUGUAGUCAUAGAGUUAAUUUAGUUUGUCUUUAAGAUCUUACUUAGUGUGUACUUAACUUGCUGUGGGUCUAAUUCUAUUGAUCUGUAUAAAUGUUAAUGGGGACGAUGCUUUUCCGACCUUUUCAUAUGAAACCAUUUUACAGCUGAACAGGGCUGGUAUCAGUGAACAACCACGUGCCUUCACAACAACAACAUACAGGUUUAUUUUGAAUGAAUGAGAACUGAAAUUGGCUUAAAGAAAUUACUGCUUUAAAAAAGUCACAUUUUCAUAAAUUAUAUUCCACCAUUUAUACUACUUUACUAUUUUACCUUUUAUUUCUUUGACUUGUUUUCAUUUUUGAUCUUUUAUGUAUAAAGCACUUUGGUGGCUGUUCAGUUUGUGUUUGAGUACCAUAAUUACCAGAUAAAAAGUCCAUCAUAGGUUGUUUUAAAUAAGUGACUUAGUCCUCAACCUCAUUCUAAAAAGACAGAAAAUGUUGAUAUAUGUCAGUGACUAAAACAAAUGCUGUAAAGUGAAUAAAAACACAUUUUAUACUCUGCUGUACAGUAUCACUGCAGUAAAAUCCUGUGCAGAAGAAGAAA
This is a messenger RNA of Dicentrarchus labrax (European seabass), 3033 nucleotides long. RefSeq names its product E3 ubiquitin-protein ligase TRIM21. Gene Ontology annotation, molecular function: protein binding; zinc ion binding. NCBI's taxonomy places the organism in Eukaryota, Metazoa, Chordata, Actinopteri, Moronidae. The record is from RefSeq and is a predicted model, not a curated record. The coding region runs from base 374 to 2020 and encodes 548 amino acids. The transcript is spliced from 2 exons.